Messenger RNA from Rhipicephalus microplus (southern cattle tick), 1518 nucleotides. RefSeq lists its product as uncharacterized. The record is from RefSeq and is a predicted model, not a curated record. NCBI's taxonomy places the organism in Eukaryota, Metazoa, Arthropoda, Arachnida, Ixodida, Ixodidae. Gene Ontology annotation, molecular function: RNA binding.
GCGGGACCCGCUUGCCGAAAUCGAACGACGCGUUCUCGAUGCGCAGGAGUGGGUGGGAGCUCAGCACGCGGGCCCGCGUGCAACUUCAGCUUCGCCACGUGAAAUUGGAGCAACGUCUACAGAACAAGACGGGGAGGCAUAUCGUUCGCUCGUUUCCUUUGUUUCGGUUGAGCGUUAAAACAGGGCAUGGAAUUCAGGGACGCUAGUUGCGGUUGGGUAAUGCCAUUUGAGUCGGUGUGUUCGCAUUGGUGCAUGAGAGUUCCCGUGAGUACGGGUCACGCUGUUGACGGCCAAGAAAGUGCUGGUGGAGGGAAUGCGGCUGCAUCAACCCCUGCACCUGUGUCUGCGGAGGCUACCAAGCAGGAGACUGAACAGACUACUGAAGCAAAGGAUGAAGCAGGUGCUGUUGAAGUAGCUGGAGAAGUUCAAGGGGUCAGGAGACGAGCACCGUACCGUGCCAAUGGUCGUAAUGGCCGUGUGAGUGAAGGCAGCCUUGGUGGUCGUUUUAAGCGGCCCAAGCCCAGAAAGGAGGGGGAAAGCCACAGCCAGAGCGAGCCUGAGGGCACUGAUCAGGAAGGGACUCCUUCACGAGGUGGGAGCCGGUCCUAUCAGCGACGAACUCCUAGGGACCGUUCAGACACAAGGCCACGUGUUGAUUUUGAUGAAAGCAUCCCAGAGUCGCAUCGUUACAUUUGGGCUUCCUUCUCCUCCUUUGAAGCAGAUGAUGUGUGCAAGCGUUCAUUGUACAUUGGAAACAUGUCAAGCCAAGUGACCAAGGAGGACGUUCGUGCCUUGUCGGAUGCCAUCCGCGGUGUCCGCUUUGUGACCAGGCGUAGUGCAUUCCUGGACUUUGAGAGCCCUGAGGUAGCAACUGCACAGCUGGAGGUGCUGCGCAACAUGCAGCUCAAGGGGCAGCCAGUGCAAGUGGAGCCAAGCAGACCUCGGAGCAAUUCAACAAUGAAGUCUGACCGUUUGUUGUAUGUGCGAGGGUUCCCUGAUGACAAAGGCAUGGAUGCUCUUGGACCACUCUUCCCUCAGGCCUUGCUCAUUGACCGUCGUGAAGGGAAAAUACUACUGAGAUUCAAGGAUCAUGAAAGUGCCAUAAGUGCUAUCAAAGAAGUUAUUGCUCAUGAUGGGACUGACUACAAGUUCAGCUUUGCCGCUGCUCGUCCUAGAUGGAACCGCCGAGGCCCACCUCGAUCAAUGUGGCGCAGAUACCCGCAAGGCAAGUUCAUCAAGCAUGAGUCAAGGCAAGACUGAAUUCUGCUCAGACAAGUGCCGCCCAGCCAUUCUCCUUGUUCUGCAAAGUUGUGCAAAGGGAAGAAUGGCACUGAAAAGGAAGAAUGGCACUGAAAAGGAAGCAAUGUGCAAUGACGAAAAUGCUGGGUGGUGUUACUGGAUUGUCAGAGUCUAGAUUGUUAAACAUUAAGUUUUUGUUUUUCUUAAGUUAUUUUAUAUUUUAUUUUGUUUUUAUAAGGACAACAAAUAAAGAGUGCCUUAGCAGUACAAGGCUGUGUG